Molecule: messenger RNA, 927 nt
Organism: Neospora caninum
Lineage: Eukaryota; Apicomplexa; Conoidasida; Eucoccidiorida; Sarcocystidae
Exons: 4
Coding region: 1-927 (308 amino acids)
Source: RefSeq, a predicted model, not a curated record
AUGCCGCAGGCAAACAUCCCUGACUGGCGCUUUGCCAAUGAUAAAGGCAGGUUCUCCGUAACUUCCUUCAAGGGCCACAAACUGGCCUGCAACGUCGACAUAAAAUACCCUGACUGCAACAAAGUCGCGAUUCUCUGUCCAGGGCUGUACGCGACCAAAUGCCACGUACUUCUGACUACUAUAGCCGACGGGCUACCGGUCAAUUCGAUUCGUUUCGACUUCCGCGGCAAUGGAGAAUCUGAAGGCGAUGAGGACUGGAGCUUUGGAGGCUAUGUGGAUGAGGCAAAGGAUGACUUGCACGCAGUUGUCGACGCAUGCUCAUCGUAUAAUCUCGAGGUCGUGUGUAUAAUCGGUCACUCCCGAUCGGCGACGACCGUUCUUCUUCACGCUGCAAUUUUUGAUGAUAUCCCACUAGUGGUCAGCCUUGCGGGUCGUUACGAUAUGCGACAAGGCCUAGAAAAACACUUUUCUUCUGAAAAAUUCAAGGGGUUCUCAGUGCUGACUGCCGGUACGGGGAUGGGCAAGCAAGCUGACGUUCUGUCAGCCACGCUUGAGAAUGACAAAAACAUUUUGAAGAAGCAAGGCGCAGAAGUCGACGAAAAAGUCGAAUUCGUUUCCCCAGAUGGCCGCAAACGCGUCAUAACAAAAAAGUGUGUCCUCGACCGUCUCACGCUUGAUCUCCGACAGUAUUUCUCGCAGAUCAAAAAUACGAAAAAGAUUCUAAUCCUCCACGGCUCUGAAGAUCGUACUGUGCCUUGUGAAGACGCUACACAACUGGCUAACGCCCUUCCACAGAACAAGACCAAAGUUGUGAUUAUCGAAAAGGCAUCCCAUUCCCUCGUGGACAGUCAGGCGAUCAAGACCCAGGUCGUCCAGGUCAUCGAAAACUUCAUAGUCGAAAACGGCCUCAGUUGCAAGAAGGCUUAA